Molecule: messenger RNA, 795 nt
Organism: Rhodamnia argentea
Lineage: Eukaryota; Viridiplantae; Streptophyta; Magnoliopsida; Myrtales; Myrtaceae
Exons: 4
Coding region: 152-658 (168 amino acids)
Source: RefSeq, a predicted model, not a curated record
CAACCUACUUAAAUUAGAAAAUCAAUCAAACUAAACCUAUGUGGAUGAGGUUUCGGGCCGACAAGGAGACCACAUUGAAUUCGAUCCUCUUUCGUUUUUGCGACCCAAAAAAAAAAAAAAAAGGGUCCUCUGGUUGAAAAACUUCGGCAAUAUGUCGACGUCGAUGAAUUUGUGCCUAGGCACGAUCGAAAUGGCGGCUCGCCGGCCACGACCGAAGACCAAGACGGCGUCGAAGACCGAACAGAGCAGCAACAGUUCCAGUUUCGCUGGCUUCGGUCGCGAGAAGAAAGAGCCUCUGUGGCGGUGCGUGGAGAAUUGCGGCGCGUGCUGCAAGUUGGACAAGGGUCCAUCCUUCGUCACUCCCGAAGAGAUCUUCGAUAACCCUGGUGACGUCGAGCUUUACAGAAGCAUGAUAGGUCCGGAUGGAUGGUGUGUACACUUUGAGAAAAGCACACGGAAAUGCUCUAUUUAUCCAGACCGUCCCUAUUUCUGUCGUGUCGAGGCGGAUGUCUUCAAGUCAUUAUACGGAAUUGAUAAGAAGAAGUUCAAUAAGGAGGCAUGUGGUUGCUGUAGAGACACCAUCAAAGCAAUAUACGGUUCGAACUCAAAAGAGUUGCACAAUUUUAAUCAUGCUGUUAGAAGCUCCGAUCCCGACUAGGAAAAUGAACCUGGAUUGCUCGGCUUUGGAUGCUUAAGGCCAUCUGUUUCUAAAAGGAGCUGGUGGUCUAGGACAAUCUAGAAUUAUUCCACCAGUCUUGCAGGUGGGGGGGAGUUUUGCCAGUAUCCUAUAUGAAU